GGUGCGCACCAAAUCCGAGUUGGGUUGGAAUGAACAUUGUCAACGUUUGCGUAAAAAUGAGUCCAACGUUGCCUUGUAAACUCUCUUUAAAAAUGGAUGUCAGUGCCGCAUGCAGCUUCUUUUGCGACCCAAGGCAAUCUUGGCAGUGACUCCACUACCAGUGAGUGAUUCCCUGCUUUCGACGAAUCUCUCUUGAAUCUAUGGUCAAACGUUGAGUUUGCGCAGUGACCUCCAGGCCAUAUAAAUCAGACCAACUUCCUCUUCUCCCUCGACUCGCUCCUCAACACACACACACACACACACACACACUCUCUCUCUCUCUCUCUCUCUAUUCAAACUAUUGUCAUUCGUUCUUCAGCCACUCUUUCACCAAACACGUUCGUUUUACUCGACUCUAGUAGUCCCUCUCGUUUACCGACUUUUCCUUAUAAACUCAUCAUGAAGCGGUACACUCUCGUUCUCGCUGCUUCUGCUGCCCUGGUUAUGGCAUCACCUAUUCCAACCUCUUCUAUCUCACCAAAUGGGCCGUGCCCUCAAUCUAAAGUCGAUGCUAUUCUUAAAGGCGACAUGGACGCAUCCGAAUGCUGUUCAUAUGGCAAAUGCAAGGGCGAUGUAGUCAUCUCGGUUGGAGAAUAAGACUCCAUCGCCUCGACUCACACACUCACUCAAACAUAACGACGUUACGAACACACCACUGCAUACUAACAUACACAGUCUUUAUCUAAACGACCGCAUCAUAAGCAACUAGAGAGAAUCCGACCCUUGUUCCUUCACUCCAUGGAUUUCAUACGCAAACUUCUGUCAGAAAACGCAUACAGUCUAUCACAACCCACAUUCAUUUCUCGAUUCUUUCUUUCAACAAUACAUUGAUGCUUAAGCACGUGGUUGUCAUCCUGGGCUUGAUGAUAUACAGGAGACCCAACCUUGUGUCCUAAGGAGAUUGUUAUACAACUGAAGGAGAAAUGAUUUAGAUGGGCUGGCUUGGAAGAAUCAUGAGAAGCAUCAACUACAAUUGUCACAUAUCAGGCAGGAUCUGAAACGAAUAUCAUAUGAUUUAUUAAACCAGAGUAGCAUUUCGAAUAUGCAUUGAUUUGGAAG
This is a messenger RNA of Fusarium redolens, 1098 nucleotides long. RefSeq lists its product as uncharacterized. The transcript has 2 exons. Bases 439 to 636 code for a protein of 65 amino acids. The record is from RefSeq and is a predicted model, not a curated record. NCBI's taxonomy places the organism in Eukaryota, Fungi, Ascomycota, Sordariomycetes, Hypocreales, Nectriaceae.